This is a messenger RNA of Geodia barretti, 276 nucleotides long. The record is from the annotation of a GenBank genome assembly. NCBI's taxonomy places the organism in Eukaryota, Metazoa, Porifera, Demospongiae, Tetractinellida, Geodiidae.
GUCUUUGUAGUCAUUGUGGUUCUCAUAUCUGAGGAAGCACCUCACACCAGUCACUGGUCUGGUGGUUACAAACACUGCCUCCACGGAGCUCUCAGUCACAAGAGUGCUGCUUACAAUCCUCACAGAAUGAUUACCAGGAGGACUGACAAUUAUACUCAGUACCAUAGGGUCUAAUUCAAUCCUGGAAUCCAAGUUUGCAGUUCUUACCAGAUGUUCAAGCAGUAGUGGAGAGUCUAACUUCAAAGGGAAAUGAAAUUGGACAUGAAAUACGAGGGA